Molecule: messenger RNA, 357 nt
Organism: Botrytis sinoallii
Lineage: Eukaryota; Fungi; Ascomycota; Leotiomycetes; Helotiales; Sclerotiniaceae
Exons: 1
Coding region: 1-357 (118 amino acids)
Source: RefSeq, a predicted model, not a curated record
AUGUGCACCUCAAGUCAGACAUCCUUUUCCUCAAGAUCCUCCAAACAAUAUCUCUCCACACCAUCAGCAUCCUCAAAGUCAGACUCGACGUCGUCUUCUACCUCUCAAAGAGCCCAGCAUGGCUCAAGUGCCUCGCACUCUUCAUCUCCAUCCGCAAUUUCAUCCUCAUCGCAAUCAUCCCAACAGGAUUCAGCAGAGCACAAGCACCAAGGUGAAGCAAUCAAGCGAUAUGAGAACGAACCCAGAGAUUGCAAGUCUUGGGUCGUGGAGGAAUACGAUGCACAUCAGCAACAAGCGAGCAAUGAGCAUUGGAACGAAGUGGAAAGAGAUUUCCAAGGUGUUGAGUGGGCGCACUAA